UGCGCGCCCUUACAGGAAGAACGAUUCCCAGGUUACAGUGUCGAAAUGGCUGCGUUUUCGAAUUUGCACAAAUGUGUAGUGUCACAAACAGGAAAACACACAGCGACUGUUAUCUUCUUACAUGGCUCAGGUGACAGUGGCCAGGGAAUCCGAACAUGGAUUUGUGAUGUGCUGAAACAAGAUCUUGCUUUUCAGCAUAUACGAGUAAUUUAUCCAACAGCACCUUUAAGGCCAUACACCCCAAUGAAAGGGGCUCAGUCAAAUGUGUGGUUUGACAGAUACAAAAUUUCAAAUGAUUGCCCAGAACACCUUGAAUCGAUUGACUCCAUGUGCAAGGUGCUUGGGGAUUUGGUUGAUGUGGAGGUCAAAGCCGGUAUUUCCAAGAACAGGAUACUAAUAGGAGGUUUUUCAAUGGGAGGAGCCAUGGCACUGCAUUUAGCUUUUCGAUUUCAUCCACAAGUAGCAGGUGUCUUUGCUUUAUCCAGUUUCUUGAACAAGGACUCUAUUGUUUACCAGGUACUCCAGAACAGCGAAGCACCUCUUCCUGAACUUUUCCAGUGCCAUGGAAAGGCUGAUAAUCUGGUGCUAUACCAGUGGGGUGAAGAGACCAAUGCUUUGUUAAAAUCUUUAGGAACGAGAACUUCAUUUCACUCUUUUCCAAAUCUAUACCAUGAGCUCAGCAGGCCUGAGCUGGAACAACUGAAGUCAUGGAUUUUAAAAAAACUGCCAUAAAAUGCUGAACAAACUUUUGUAACCAAACUCACUGGAAACAUUAAUAAAGUUGAAGUUGAGUAAGGAACCCUGGGACAUUUA
Messenger RNA from Polyodon spathula (Mississippi paddlefish), 813 nucleotides. RefSeq names its product lysophospholipase like 1 (gene lyplal1). The record is from RefSeq and is a predicted model, not a curated record. Gene Ontology annotation, molecular function: carboxylic ester hydrolase activity; palmitoyl-(protein) hydrolase activity. Lineage: Eukaryota; Metazoa; Chordata; Actinopteri; Acipenseriformes; Polyodontidae. The coding region runs from base 46 to 732 and encodes 228 amino acids. Gene Ontology annotation, biological process: protein depalmitoylation. The transcript has 5 exons. Gene Ontology annotation, cellular component: cytoplasm.